Molecule: messenger RNA, 927 nt
Organism: Acaulospora morrowiae
Lineage: Eukaryota; Fungi; Glomeromycota; Glomeromycetes; Diversisporales; Acaulosporaceae
Source: the annotation of a GenBank genome assembly
AUGGCUGGUCCUGAAGAAUGGCUAGCUACGAUAAGAACAUGUCAGUAUUUACAUGAAAAUGACAUGAAAAAACUUUGCGAAAUGGUCAAAGAGUUACUGUUGGAGGAGUCAAAUAUACAGCCUGUGCACGCACCCGUUACCGUCUGCGGCGACAUUCACGGGCAAUUUUAUGAUCUAUUAGAACUGUUUCGUGUCGGUGGUGAGAUCCCUGAUACUCAUUACAUAUUCAUGGGUGACUUUGUAGAUAGAGGUUAUUACAGUUUAGAAACAUUCACUCUAUUGAUGGUUUUGAAAGCAAGAUAUCCUGACAAGAUUACUCUUCUGAGAGGAAAUCAUGAGAGCAGACAGAUCACACAAGUUUAUGGAUUCUAUGAUGAAUGUCAAACAAAGUACGGAAACCCAAAUGUCUGGAAGUAUUGCUGUCAAGUGUUCGACUACCUAACUUUAGCUGCUAUCGUUGAUGGUCGUAUUCUGUGUGUUCACGGCGGGUUGUCACCCGACGUUAGAACAUUGGACCAAAUAAGGACGAUACCAAGGGCUCAGGAGAUUCCACAUGAGGGUGCCUUUUGCGAUCUGAUGUGGUCCGAUCCGGAAGACAUUGAAACGUGGGCUGUUAGUCCACGGGGAGCCGGUUGGCUAUUUGGCGCAAAAGUGACGAACGAGUUCAACCAGGUUAAUGAUCUGAUUCUGAUAGCUCGCGCUCAUCAGUUAGUACAGGAAGGUUACAAAUACAUGUUUCCAGAUGACAAUUUAGUCACCGUAUGGUCGGCGCCAAAUUAUUGUUACCGUUGUGGUAACGUGGCGUCUAUCAUGGCGAUUGACGAGAAGUUGCAAAUUGAUGAAAACAGUUUUAAAAUUUUCAACGCUGUCCCGGAUCAAGAACGUUCUAUUCCACAAAGGGCUGGUGUCGGUCAAUAUUUUAUUUGA